AUGUCGGUAUCUGCCCAAGAUGGAUGGCCUCAGGAGGCGUCCCGGGAAAGCGCGAGAUUCCAGGCAAGUGUCUUCUCCCUUCAUUCUCGCACUCGACAAGCGAAUACCCGUGAACCAGACAAAGAAGAUACUGAUAUUUUGCGCAAUACAUCAAACAGGGACAAAAAUGCUCUUUCAUGGAGGGAGAGACUCUCACAGCUCGAGGUAGAAAUCCAAAAGGUCACCCAGAAAAACACAUCUCCUCCAACAUCCGAUCUCUGGUCCGAAAUCGAGGUUUCAUCUGGCGUGUUACUUGCAGAUUCCCACUCCCCUCACUCUUUGGAGAACCAAUCCGAUCUGUACAAAUGCGACAUCCAGGUUCCCCCGAAUGUAUCCAUUGCCUCGCAGCUAGCGGUAUUGAGAGCCACCAUGCGUGUCCCAUCAGCCUCUCAACAGCCUCCACUAGACCGCGCAGCACGAUUGGCAAGGCCGUUUCCCCUUGAACUGCCCCGCCCACGACGUGUUCGCUAUCUUCUUGAUGUCUACUUCCGCGAUAUGGACUCAUUUUUCCCAUUCUUGGAUCGCGAGGAUUUGAAUAAGCGCGUAUUCAGUGCAUUACAUCUGCUCGGCUAUUCUGACCACGCAACUAUUGUUGAUGUCGAUGAAGACAAUCACAUAUUACUGGCAGUAUUGUGCAACGUUCUUAUGAUAGGCGAGUCCCUGGAUCCCGAUGAGCAGAGCGAGGAUACGCGACCGGGGUGGACGAUAUACAUGCGAGGUAGAAAGCUUCUGCAGCACUUCUCCUCUCUCCGGGGUUCCAACCUGGACUUUAUCUGCUAUCAUACGCUUUCCACAUUAUACCUACUUCAUUCCGAACUGAUUCAACCCGCUGCACAGGCAAUUCGAACGGCCAUCCAAAUGGCCAUGUUUUCCCGGCUUAAUGAUCAGUCUGUGUGGGCAGCUUGCUCGGCAGAGCAAGUCAAUGCCCGAAAGCGAUUAUGGUGGACCAUCUACUUUCUUGAUAGGCGCAUCUCACAGCGGAGUGGGAUGCCGUACACAAUCCACGAUCGCGAUGUCGCAGUUGAUGAAUUUAAACCCAGACGGAAUAUGGCGGCGAUGGACUCUACCGACUCAUCGAAGGAUGGAGACUAUGUGCAGGCAUUGAUUGAUCUUGGUCGUACAUGGGGAUAUAUCUGGGAUACGUUAUUUGCAGCGUCUGCUGCCAGUCAAGUGGACUGUGACGAGAUCGAAUUGGCUGAUGCUCGAAUUCUUCUCAUCCGACGACAUUUGCCAUCUCAGCUCAGCUGGAGUACAGAUCAUCUGGUCUCUACGUACCUAGCACAGAAUGAAGCGGAGCCUCAGAUUCGUCGCCGUCUAGCGAUGUUCGUGCGAAUCAAUCUCUCACGGAUGAUCAUUCGCCAAAAUCCACUAUGGCCAUGCCAAGGAAACAGCGAUAUGAAGCAUUUUUGCGCCCUGGUCGCACAUGAUACCAUCGAAGCCAUCGCCCUCUACAUUUGGGCAUGUGGACGAGUGCGACCAUCCGGCUUCUUUUUCAUCACCUCCCUUGUUGAAUGCAUGUACCAUCUUAUGUCUGCACUGCAGGAUCCAGCCCUCAAAGCGGACCACGAGACUGCCUUGGAAGCAUUUCGGAUUGCCGAUCAAGUGCUAGAGGAUCUAUCAAAGACGCUAAGUUCUGCCAGCCGGGCGCGUGCAGCGAUUCAGUCCAUUAUUAAUCCUACUGGAGGGGCCCCGGCCAAUAACGAACGAACAGAAUCGUUGCAACCUGAUAACGAUUCCCAUAGCCCAGGGGGUAGUCAACACACAGCAGCCAGCUCGCCUAGGAAUGACGAGGCCAAUGAGGCCGGGCCAGGGAAUGUAUCAACUGCUCAUCCUGCGCAGGGACAAAUUGUCCGUAACGAUGUGCAAUUUCUCAGAGGCUUAGCAGAUAGUUACCGUGAUUUGGAUUGUGGUACUUUUGCAUUACUACAAUAA
Messenger RNA from Penicillium pulvis, 1971 nucleotides. RefSeq names its product fungal specific transcription factor domain-containing protein. Gene Ontology annotation, molecular function: DNA binding; zinc ion binding. NCBI's taxonomy places the organism in Eukaryota, Fungi, Ascomycota, Eurotiomycetes, Eurotiales, Aspergillaceae. The record is from RefSeq and is a predicted model, not a curated record. Gene Ontology annotation, biological process: DNA-templated transcription. Bases 1 to 1971 code for a protein of 656 amino acids. The transcript is spliced from 3 exons.